AAUUUCCUGCCCCUGAGGAAGCACUUGGUUCCGACGAGCCUGCUUCUCUUUUCCCCUCUGUGGCCUCACAGGAGGAGUUGGCGGGCAGCCCCGGACCCUUCGGCCCCACCAGAUCCCGGCCUGAGGACGCUGGGAGAGAUGCCCUGGGCCAUCCUGCUCCUCGCAGCCACAGCCGGUUCCUUGGCCAUCCCGGCACCGUCCAUCUUCCUGGUGCCGCCCUACCCUACCAGCCAGGAGGACCCCGUGCAUAUCUCAUGCACAGCGCCCAUGGCUUUCCUGGGGGCAAACUUCACGCUGUACCGAGGGGGACACGUGGUCCAGCUCCUGCAGGCCCCUGCGGGCAAGGCGGGGGUCACGUUCAACGUGAGUGGCAGCUGGAGCAGCGAGGCUCCCAGCGGGCAGUUCCACUGCCAGUACGGCGUGUUGGGCGAGCACAGCCAGCCCCAGCUGUCGGACCUCAGCCAGCCGGUGCAGGUCUCCUUCCCAGUGCCCACUUGGAUCCUGGCGCUCUCCCUCAGCCUGGCUGGAGCCUUCCUCCUCCUCGCUGUGCUGGUGGUCUUUGCGGUGGUGGUCAGGAAAGUUAAAGUCAAAAAUUUACAGAAGAAGAGAGAGCGGGAAUCGUGCUGGGCGCAGAUUAACUACAACAACACAGACAUGUCGUUCGACAACUCCCUGUUUGCCAUCUCUGAGAGGACGACUUCCGAGGAAGACCCAGCGGCCAGCCUGGACGCUUGCCGCGGCAGUGCCGGGCCCCGGAAGAGGCCGACCUCCACGUCCUCCUCGCCAGAGCCCCCCGAGUUCAGCACUUUCCGGGCCUGCCCGUGAGGCUGAGGACUGGGGAGCCCUCCGUUCAGCCCACCGCCUCUCAAGCGGCCUAGAGGCUUUUGGGGGCUCAGGGCCUCCCAGGACUGGGGAGGGGGCGUUUCCAACCCAGCCGCUGCUUUCUCAGGGAAUUGAACAGGGGCACGGAGGGAACCGGAGGACCUUCUUCCCAGAAGCGUGGGAGAGGGGUGAAGGUGUGGGGCCUGCGGAUUGGACAGAAAGCACGGAGCCCCUCUGCGCAGCCCCAGCUUCUCCAAACCACCAGAGCCGGGUACGGCGGCGCGCACCCGUCAUCCCAGCACUCGGGAGGCCGAAGCAGCAGGAUCGCUGUGAGUUCAAG
Messenger RNA from Chinchilla lanigera (long-tailed chinchilla), 1162 nucleotides. RefSeq names its product chromosome unknown open reading frame, human C19orf38. Bases 139 to 825 code for a protein of 228 amino acids. The transcript is spliced from 7 exons. The record is from RefSeq and is a predicted model, not a curated record. NCBI's taxonomy places the organism in Eukaryota, Metazoa, Chordata, Mammalia, Rodentia, Chinchillidae.